Messenger RNA from Austrofundulus limnaeus, 1391 nucleotides. RefSeq names its product C-C chemokine receptor type 6-like. The transcript has a single exon. Gene Ontology annotation, cellular component: membrane; external side of plasma membrane. Gene Ontology annotation, molecular function: C-C chemokine binding; C-C chemokine receptor activity. NCBI's taxonomy places the organism in Eukaryota, Metazoa, Chordata, Actinopteri, Cyprinodontiformes, Rivulidae. Gene Ontology annotation, biological process: cell chemotaxis; positive regulation of cytosolic calcium ion concentration; calcium-mediated signaling. Bases 121 to 1272 code for a protein of 383 amino acids. The record is from RefSeq and is a predicted model, not a curated record.
AGUUCCAGUUCCAGCUUAUAUAGACCCCAACUGAAUGAAUUAAAUGCAAAAAAGGAUAAAAAAGCAUGAAACGUAUCGUUUAAUUUACACCUCUACUCUUUUCCUCUCCAGACUGAAGACAUGGAGAAUGUAACUGACUUCACCAGUGGGUCUACAGAUGGGCCUUUUGAGGAGCUCUGCAACCUCAACCCUCACCCAGCAGAAGUCCUGUCCCAAACCUACAUCCACUCCAUCAUCUGCAUCUUUGGCUUGAUCGGCAAUGUUCUCGUAAUGAUCACCUACGGCUUCUACAAGCGAACCAAGACAAUGACAGAUGUUUACCUGUUUAACGUGGCUGUGGCCGACUUGAUCUUUGUAGUGGCUUUGCCUCUCAUCAUCUACAACGAGCAGGAAAAGUGGCCCAUGGGGUUCGUUGCUUGCAAGGUCCUUCGUUCCGCUUACAGCGUCAACCUGUACAGCGGCAUGCUGCUGCUCGCGUGCAUCAGCGCCGACCGUUACGUUGCCAUAGUUCACGCUCGACGCACCUUCGGCUCUCGCUCUCACACUUUGACGUACGGCCGCGUGAUCUGCUCAGCUGUCUGGGCGUUUGCGGUGGYUUUAACUUUGCCAACACUCAUCUACACCGAGCGCACCGAAGAACAAAUCUACCCCGAGGUGUUUGAAGAACAGAACUACUCAGAUUUGUUAGAAGAGCAGAACUAUACAAAGUCUGAAUCAGUGGGUGAAACCUUCACUGUGACGUGUCAGCUCUCRUUUGAGGACAACAACACAGCGAAGCUGAUGAAGGUGAUGGUGCCCAGCCUGCAGAUGGCCGUUGGAUUCAUCUUUCCUUUCCUGGUGAUGCUGUUCUGCUACUCGUGCACUGCGCACACCUUGCUGAGAACCAGCAGCAGUCAGAGGCACAAGGCCGUCCGGGUGAUUUUGGCAGUUGUCGUGGUUUUCAUCGUUUGCCACCUCCCUUACAACGUGACUCUGCUGAUGCACAUCACGUCUCUYUUUAAGGAGAGAAGCUGCUCAGCAGAACAAACGAAACUCCGAGUUCUGGCUGCCUCCAGGACGGUGGCCUACCUCCACUGCUGCCUCAACCCCAUCCUGUACGCCUUCAUYGGCGUGAAGUUCAGGAGCCAUUUCAAACAAAUAUUAUCAGACUUUUGGUGCUUCAGCAAAAAGUACAUAAACUCUGCUCGCUCGUCACGUGGGACAUCUGACAUCUGCAUCUCAGGCUUUAGGACCUCAGAGGGCUCCAACAACGUGUCAACCUUCAGUGCAUAACAGUGUCCUUUACGAAASGCUUAACUCAUUUCCAGGACGUUAUUUUUUAUCUUACAGUACUAUGAUAUUCUUAAAAGGGGAGAGUAUUACUGUAUGUAUUUUCCAGGCACAUAGUUCAG